AUGCCGAAAAUUCCUUUUCAUAUUCUCUCGCAAAUUGUAGUCAAGAUAGUCAAGAUACGUGAGAAAGUUACGGUUAAACAUCCUACUAAUCGGAAGGAUCGGGAUCAAGUUUCCGAGGAACCAAACGAAAAUGGAGACAGGCAAAAAUGCGCUGCGAUAGUGUUGACUGGUGAAUUUAAAGGCCUCUGCGCCGAUUGCGAUUAUUUAAUAUAUGCCACCGAGGACUUGAAAACAAAAACCGAGGAUGCAAAUGUCUGGAGAAAAACAUUGCCUCUUGGGAUAAUGAGUUGGGUAAACUACGCCAACGAUUUGAUGGCGCAAAUAGACAUAAAAAUUCGUCACGUCAACCAAAAUCUUUUGGAGGAACGAAGUGGGUAG
Acaulospora colombiana is the source of this 378-nucleotide messenger RNA. The record is from the annotation of a GenBank genome assembly. NCBI's taxonomy places the organism in Eukaryota, Fungi, Glomeromycota, Glomeromycetes, Diversisporales, Acaulosporaceae.